GUCGAAGCGUCUCGAGUUGCCACGGUAGCAGUGCUUGGCGGUUCGAAGCAAUGGCUUGAACCUGGCAGCCCAGCUGAGCUGAUCUGUGCGGCAACUGGAAAUGGUUUGGUGGAUCGUUUAGAAUGGGUCAAGGUCGAUGACGAAUUACCGCCAGAUGUUGAAGACCACAAUGAACCUGGCGUACUUUACUUUGCCAACUUUAAGUCAUCCGAUAGUGGUGACUAUGAGUGUCGAGGCUACCGUAACGAUGAGCACAUCGCAAGUGCGACUGUUACCGUAUACCCAACCAAUGGCGGUCCACUGGGCGUGGCUCGUGUGGAAAUUGACGAACCAACGAUUCGAGUCGUUAACCAAGGCGAUUCUGUUAUACUCAAGUGUACCGUCCACGGUAGGAGCAUUCACCUAUGCGAAUGA
Molecule: messenger RNA, 414 nt
Organism: Anisakis simplex (herring worm)
Lineage: Eukaryota; Metazoa; Nematoda; Chromadorea; Rhabditida; Anisakidae
Source: the annotation of a GenBank genome assembly